Zingiber officinale is the source of this 1434-nucleotide messenger RNA. RefSeq lists its product as uncharacterized. The record is from RefSeq and is a predicted model, not a curated record. Gene Ontology annotation, biological process: DNA integration. Bases 1 to 1434 code for a protein of 477 amino acids. Gene Ontology annotation, molecular function: nucleic acid binding. NCBI's taxonomy places the organism in Eukaryota, Viridiplantae, Streptophyta, Magnoliopsida, Zingiberales, Zingiberaceae. The transcript is spliced from 3 exons.
AUGGUAGAGCAUGGUAUUGUUUUAGGUCAUAUAGUCUCUAGGAAGGGCAUUGAAGUAGAUCCUGCUAAAGUUAGCGUUAUAUCUUCUUUAUCUUACCCCACAUGCGUGCGGGAGGUGCGAGCUUUUCUUGGUCAUGCAGGAUUCUACAGGAGAUUUAUUAGAGACUUCAGUAAGAUUGUUCUACCAUUGUCUCAGCUACUUCAGAAGGAUGUUUUGUUUGAUUUCGAUCAGAGGUGCAGAGAGGCUUUUGACAGAUUGAAGGAGGCUCUUACUUCAGCACCUAUUAUCAGACCCCCAGACUGGUCCUUACCUUUCGAGUUGAUGUGUGAUGCUUCAGAUUAUGCAGUGGGAGUUGUACUAGCACAGAGAGUGGAUGGAGCACCACAUGCUAUUUGCUACGCUUCCAAGACUUUGGACUCAACUCAAGUAAACUACACAACAACAGAAAAAGAGCUUCUUUCUAUCGUUUUUGUUUUAGAUAAAUUCAGAUCAUAUCUUCUUUGUUCUCAUGUGAUUAUUUUUUCUGAUCAUGCAGCUUUGAAGUAUCUCCUCAAGAAGCCUGAUGCAAAGCCUAGAUUAAUCAGAUGGAUGCUUCUGCUUCAAGAAUUCGACGUAGAGAUACGUGAUAGGAGCGGGAAGGAGAACUUGGUUGCAGAUCACUUGAGCAGGAUCGAAGGAGACUUGGACCAUUCGGCUAUUGACGACGAUUUCAGGGAUGAGCAGCUUUUACAGUUGCAGGGUGAGUCUCCAUGGUUUGGAGUACCCAAGGCGAUCAUAAGUGAUCAAGGGUCUCAUUUUUGUAACAGACACAUGAAGGCUUUGCUACAUAAGUACGGGGUUACACAUAAAGUUUCUACAUCCUAUCAUCCUCAAACAAAUGGGCAAGUAGAAGUGUCUAACAGGGAGGUGAAAUCAAUUCUUGAAAAGACUGUGAGACCAGAUAGGAAGGAUUGGAGCAAAAGACUUGAAGAUGCACUAUGGGCUUAUAGGACUGCUUUCAAGACCCCUAUAGGAAUGUCUCCAUACAGGAUUGUGUAUGGAAAAGCUUGCCAUUUACCCGUGGAGAUUGAGCAUAGGGUGUAUUGGGCGGUUAAAGCAUGCAAUCUUGAUAGUGAAACGGUUGGAGAAGAAAGGAAAUUGCAACUUCAAGAACUUGAAGAGAUUAGAUUGGAAGCUUAUGAGAACUCACGAAUUUAUAAAGAAAAGACCAAGAGAUUUCAUGACAAACAAAUUGAGGUGAAAGACUUCCAAAUUGGUGACAAAGUACUUUUAUAUCGAUCUCGUCUCAAAUUGAUUAAAGUGGUUGAGAUCCAGAAUAUGUCUACUGGCCGGAUUUUUAAAGUUAAUGGACAAAGGCUUAAAAAGUUUCAUGAAGGAGUUAAGGGCUUGGUGGUGGAGGAAAUGGAACAUGUUGAUGCUAUCUAUCUGAGUUAG